AUGCUAAAAAGAACAACUCUAACAGAUACUCAAAAAUUUGAAUUCUGUAUUUAUGCUCGUGAUAACAAGAGAACCUGUUCAGAAUAUGAUCAAAAGCUUUCAAAUGAAGUUACAAGUCCAGAGGCUAAGCAUCAUAAAGCUGUUGCUAUUCCAGAGCUUGAGCUUGCAUUCAAGGAAUUUAUACUAAUAUAUCAGAAUCGUACUAUCCUAAGUGAUGCUAUGAUAGUUGAAAAGACCAAAUUGUUAGCAGAGGAACUUGGUGUUUCUGAAGGCAAGUUGCAUUUUUUAGCCAGGUGGCUUCAAAAAUUUAAAGAACAAAAUGAGAUCCGUCAAAUAAAGCUUUAUGAAGAAGCAUCAUCCAUCGAUAAGGACAUUGUCACUGAAUCUUUACCAUUGUUGCAGAAUAAAUACACUGGAUACUCUCUUGACCGCAUAUAUAAUAUAGAUAAAACAGGACUUUUUUACCGGUUGGAACUGGAUCGAACCUUAGCAACACAGCAAAUUGCAGAGUGCAAAAAGGAUAAGAAAUGUUUUUCUGUUGCAUUAUGUGCAAAUGCUGAUGAGUUUCACAAAUUAUCUCCCCUUAUAAUUGGCAAAUAUACCAAAUCAAGAUGUUUCAAAAAUAUAAAAAUUAAUAAUUUGCAUAUGACAUACAGAAAUAAUACUAAAGCUUGGAUGCUUGUGGUUCUUUUCCAAGAAUAG
Dentiscutata heterogama is the source of this 702-nucleotide messenger RNA. The record is from the annotation of a GenBank genome assembly. Lineage: Eukaryota; Fungi; Glomeromycota; Glomeromycetes; Diversisporales; Gigasporaceae.